UUAUUCUCGGAUGUUCCACACAUCAAAUUGUAACAUUAUGAAUAAUAUAUUUUAUUCAGAAUAGAUUAAUUAAACAUUAAAUAGUUUUAUAAAUUUAUUAUUUGAUCACUAUCAGAGCAUCAGUCGAAAGGGAAAAAUGUCGCAAAAACGAACUUUAAUGAAUCGAGGAUAUUUUCUUAAAAAACCGCAUGCCGACGUUAUAAUUAAUUUAGUUAAUUAUUUGAAUACCAAAGAAAUCGAAGAAGAACAUUUAGAGAAUGAUAAGACUUUGAAGACUAUACUACGUGAGGGCACGAAAAGAUUCGUAAAGAGUCAACCCCACACAUUGCAAUCCGACACGUUUAAAAGUACGAUUCUUACUUUUAAAAUUGACUUUCUGAAAACAGUUAAUCUGUAUCGAAUCAAUCGCGGCAUUUUGGUUGUCGCUUGCGUUGAACAUCUACUGUACCCCGAAGAUGAAGAUGAAGAAUAUACAAGGAUAUAUCGUUGCGGCCCGGCAAAGGCGACCAAGCUGUAUAACAAACUGUGUGGUUUUCCAGAAGAUACGCUACAAGACAUUGACAUAGUUAACUCGGCCAGAUCUUUUUUCGACUGCGCUAAGUUCGUAGCGAAACCCGAAUGCUUGGAAAAAAUAAGAUCGUAUUUGAAAGAGAUUGAAAUCGAUAGUGACGAGAUGCUGUACAUACAGAAAGCGUCGAUUCAAUUAAUUACUGGUAUCGAAGAUAUCGAGAUCGUCAAAGUUCCAGAACCCAAGAACGACAAUCGGCCUAGGCGAAUAAUACCAAGAAAGAAGUCGGUAAAUCCUGCUUGUUUAUCGGUCGUAUCGAAACCAGCAAAAGAUACGCCAAAAAAGGGUAUACCUCCAAUGAACAAAGAGUAUUUUCGUAACAAGAUAUAUGCAGAUUCUAUUAUUAAUUUAAAAGAUUAUUUGAUAAACAACGACAUCGAAGAAGAAGAUUUAGAUGAUACAAUGGUUUUAAAGGAUAUGAUAGCUAAAGCGAUGAAAAGAUUUGCGAGUUCUCUAUAUACGCCAUCGUAUUUAGACACGUUUAAACGCACCAUUGUUAUCUUUACGAUUGACUUUUUGAAGGCAGUAAAUCUGUAUCGGGUGAAUCGUGGAAUAUUGGCCGUCGCUUGUGUCGAAUAUCUCCUGUACCCCAAGAAACACGUCAAAGAAUACAUAAAGGUAUAUCGUUGCAAUGACACGAAGGCGAAGAAGGUGUAUAAAGAAUUGUGCGGUCUUCCGGACAAAGCUCAGCUCGACGAUGCCAUAAUCAAAUCGGCCAGAUCUUUCUUCAAAUGUCCCACGUUUUUGAAGAAAACCAGCUGCUUGGACAAAAUUAGAUCGUACCUGCGCAGCAUUGUAAUCGACGACGAAGAGCUGCAGUUCAUAAGGAAAGCAUCGAUUCAAGCGAUUACUGGAAAUGAACAUAUUGACGUUGACGAGCUGUCGGGAAACGUUGCCGAUCCCAUCGAAGUUCAGCCGCCGACUUCGCCGAUUCCACUCGACCCUGUGUACGAAUCCGAAAGGGAGCCACUUUACGUGGAUCGAGAAUACUUUCUGGAGAAAUCUCACGCAAAUAAAAUUAUUCUCUUUAGACGAUAUUUGAUUAGUGAAAAAAUCCAAAACGAAAUGUUGGAGGAUAACCAAAUUUUAAUCGAUAUGCUGCGCGAGGCGAUGAAAAUAUUUACGAACUGUACACCUACGUUUUCGGAAUUGGACACGUUCAAACGUACGAUUCUUGAUUUUACAAUUAAUCAUCUGAAGAAAGUCAAACUGUAUCGAAUAAAUCGUGGCAUAUUGACAGUCGCUUGCGUCGAAUAUCUAUUGUAUCCAGACGGAUACGAUGAUGAAUAUAGAGAUAUAUAUCGUUGCGGGCUGGAAAAGGCGACCGUAUUGUAUAAUAAACUGUGUGGGUAUCCAGAAGACACGCUGCAAGACAGUCACACGGUUGAAUCGGCUCGAUCUUUUUUCGAGUGCGAAAAGUUUUUACAAGAUAAAGAUUGCUUAUCAACAGUAAAAUUAUACUUGACGCUCAUUACUAUCGAUUCGGACGAGAUGGAAUUUAUAAAAGAAACAUCAAUUCAAUUGAUUGACGGUAAAGCAGCCAUCGACAUUGCUAAACCCCAAAUAAAUAUAAUGGAUCUCAUCGAAGAUAAUCUACCAAUUUUGAUGGCAAGCAACCAGCCUCGUCUAUCUAUAUCAGACGCGGUGCCCGUAAAUUUCGAUCUCGAGCCAGUCGUGUCCAUGCAACGAAUAAGCCACGGAUUUCCUCUGCGCUAUCAUGUCGGCCAGAUCGUGCUAGCAAGAAAGUACAAGUCAAAUUUUUGGCCAGCGAAAAUCGUGGAGGUUCGCGAUCAUUUGAUGUACGUGAAAUUUUUUCCAUUGGCAGGAAAAAAGAGCGUGGUGGCGUUUGAAGAAGACGUGAAAAAAAUUAGCGCAGAAGAAAUCAAUAAUAAUACAGCCGCUCGAAGUCCCGAUUUGACACGAGAAUGCUUCGCCAUUUCGGUGGCAUUGGCUGUUACAGAACUUAACAAAGAAAUUUUUUGUUAAUUUAACGCAAUGAAUCUUUUGAUCUCAAUUAUAAAAAAUUGUACUUUUAAAAUGAAUAUAGUAACUGUAAACACAUCGGCAAUAAAUAUUAUAGACAAAUGAUAUCAACAUA
Molecule: messenger RNA, 2666 nt
Organism: Trichogramma pretiosum
Lineage: Eukaryota; Metazoa; Arthropoda; Insecta; Hymenoptera; Trichogrammatidae
Exons: 4
Coding region: 137-2554 (805 amino acids)
Source: RefSeq, a predicted model, not a curated record